Phytophthora nicotianae INRA-310 is the source of this 880-nucleotide messenger RNA. RefSeq lists its product as hypothetical. Lineage: Eukaryota; Oomycota; Peronosporomycetes; Peronosporales; Peronosporaceae. The record is from RefSeq and is a predicted model, not a curated record. The transcript has a single exon. The coding region runs from base 413 to 880 and encodes 155 amino acids.
GUGGUAGUACACCUGCCUUGAAUAACUCGUCAUUGCUUGCGCCGGCUUUGAUCAAUGAAUCGAUGCUCUUCUUUAUUUCUCGAUCUUCGAUCGCGUUCUUGAAUCGCGACCCAAUAAAUCCCAGAAAUGUGCGCUCUUCGUCGGCAGCGGCAGCACCAGUCGUGCCAUGACUUCACAGGAACCGCUCAGAGGACAUAUUAUCGAUUGGACGAACCACGUCCGUGGAUGUGGUUCUCGAUUGCUUGAGCUGACUUGAAGCGGUUCCCAGGAGAUUGCGAGGAGGGAAGCAAUACUUGCCUGAAUGAUGUAGUCCAACCGCAUACUGAAUCUGUCUUGAGCGUGUGUUCAAGCUGCUCAAAAUUGCCAACCACUCACUUGGUAAUUCUCGCUCGCCACUCAAGCUCAACUCGUGAUGCAAACAAGGCAUCUGUUACUAUUCAUUGUAGCUGCUAUUCUAGCUGCUAGCGCAACGGGAUCAGAAAUCAAAAGCUCCCAGCAAUCCAAGCUCCCCCGCCAAACGUCUUUGCGAGCUUACGCUUUAACCCGCAGUGAAGACAGCACGAACCGGUCCAUCGCGACAACCGAUCAGCACGAUGAGAGAGGAUUUUUCAAAAGAUUUCGACUAAUGAUCAAACAAGCAAAGAUCAAGGCCGCCGAGAAGCAGCGCGCUAGCGACCUGCAGCGGUUUCAAGAUUGGUAUGAAAAAGAGAAAUUUGGCCCGGAGAAGGUUAAAGAGAUACUAUAUUACUAUGAGAAUCUUCUCAUUGCAGAACGAAAGGGAAAGAUGAAGCAGCUUCAAAAGUGGCGGUGGCACAAAAUGAGUCUUGAUUAUGAAGACUACUAUUGGAAACGAGAGCGCGGGAUCACUCCAGCUAACUAG